CACCGUCGGCCAACGGCCUGAACCGCUCUCCCGCUGCUCCUCCUCCUCCGUCGAGCGGCCACCCGUCGUCUCUCGAGCCCCUGGGCCGCAGUCGCAGGGGAGGCCCGGUGGGGGGCGCCGGGGGGGCGGCCGUCACAGCCGCGGCCGCACCGACCUCCUCGGCGGGGGCCAUGUCGUCGUCGCCGCAUGUGGACCCGGACGUGAAGCCCGGCGAGUUCGUGCUGCGCUCCCUCAUCGCCGAGUUCACGGUGCACGCCGAGCUCAAGUUGCACUCGGUGCUUGUCGAGUCGCUGGAAAAGCCUCUGUCCAAGUCAUUACAGAGAGGAGAAGACCCACAUUUUGAUCAGCUCAUAAGCUCGCUGAGCGCAGUGGCCGAGUACUGCCUGCCCUCCCUGCUGCGCACGCUCUUCGACUGGUACCGGCGGCAGAUCGCGUGCGAGGAUGGCGCACACAGCUAUCGACCACGCUCCAGCACAAAAUCCAAAGGGGAAGAGCCUUCACGAGAGCGGGACCCCGUGAUGGAGAAACGCGAGCUGGCGAUCGACUUCAUCUUCUGCCUUGUGUUGAUUGAAGUCCUCAAGCAGAUUCCUGUCCACCCUGUUCCAGAUUCGUUGCUGCAAGAUGUGAUUAACUUAGCUUUUAAGCACUUUAAACCCAAAGAAGGGUACAAUGGACCGAACACUGCGAAUUUGCACAUUGUCGCAGACCUCUAUGCGGAGGUGAUUGGCGUUCUAGCACAAUCAAAGUUCCAGGCGGUGAGGAAGAAGUUCAUGACGGAGCUGAAGGAGCUGCGGCAGAAAGAGCAGAGUCCCCUGGUCGUUCAGAGCAUCAUCAGCCUGAUCGUUGGCCUAAAGUUCUUCAGGGUCAAGAUGUACCCGGUGGAAGAGUUUGAAGACUCCUUUCAAUUUAUGGGGGAGUGUGCCAAAUACUUCCUGGAAGUCAAGGAUAAGGACAUCAAGCACGCCCUGGCUGGCCUCUUUGUGGAAAUUCUAAUUCCCGUUGCAGCAACGGUUAAAAAUGAAGUGAACGUCCCGUGCCUGCGCACCUUUGUGGAACUACUCUACCAGACCACCUUUGAGUUGUCAUCUCGCAGAAAACACUCCCUGGCACUCUUCCCGUUGACCACGUGUCUACUCUGCGUCAGUCAGAAGCAGUUUUUUCUUAACAACUGGCACAUCUUUCUCAACAACUGUCUAUCCCACCUCAAGAUGCCAUCCACCAGCACGCUCAGAAAGCCAAUCGAUUCACUGCAGAACCGGGAUCCGAAGAUGUCGCGAGUGGCCCUGGAGUCGCUGUACCGCCUGCUCUGGGUGUACAUGGUGCGCAUCAAGGGCGAGAGCAACACCACCACGCAGAGCCGGCUGCAAAGCAUCGUGUCGGCGCUCUUCCCCAAGGGCUCGCGGAGCGUCGUUCCCAGGGACACCCCUCUCAACAUCUUCGUCAAGAUCAUCCAGUUCAUUGCGCAGGAACGGCUGGAUUACGCGAUGCGCGAGAUUAUAUUCGACCUCCUCAGCGUCACCAUCAAGAUGCCAAAGACGCUCACCAUCAACCCGGAGCGCAUGAACAUUGGCCUGCGGGCCUUCCUGGUCAUUGCCGACAGCCUCCAGAAGAAGGAGUGCGAGCCGCCCAUGCCGACCACCAGCGUGGUGCUGCCAUCGGGCAGCACUCUGCGCGUCAAGAAAACCUUCCUCAACAAGACGCUCACGGAAGAGGAGGCCAAAGUGAUCGGCAUGUCACAGUUCUACCCGCAAGUGCGCAAGAUCCUUGAUCUCAUGCUGCGGCAGCUCGACAAGGAGGUGGGACGAAGCAUGACCCUGGGCGGCGGGCAGAACGUCGCCAAGGAGACCGAGAUCACGGGAGAGAGGAAACCUAAGAUCGACCUCUUCCGUACGUGUGUGGCAGCCAUACCCCGGCUACUGCCAGAUGGGAUGAGUCACUCGGAGCUGCUGGAGAUGCUGGCGAGGCUAACGACGCAUGCAGACGAGGAGCUGCGCAACCUGGCGUGCGCGUCGCUGCAGAGCCUCAUGCUGGACUUCCCGGUGUGGCGCGAGGACGCACUCAUCACCUUCCUGGCGUUCGUGUCGCGCGACGUGGGCGAGCACCACGCGGCAGCGCUCGACAACGCCCUGCGCAUGCUCCUGCAGCUGCUCACGCAGUGGCGCCUCGCUGUGCAGGCGACCACGGCAACGACGGCGACAACCGCAGCCGCGAACAUGACCACGGCCAUGGCCGCCAAGGUGCAGGAUGAGCGGCAGGGCAGGGCGGAGUGUGCUGCUGCAGUGGCGGCGGCAGCUAGCGAGCGGUCGCUGCACCAUUCGCCCGUGCUGCACGCCGUGGAGGGCCUGGCCCUCGUCAUGCUGUGCAACACAACCGUGGGCACGCGGCGCCUCGCCGUGCUGCUGCUGCGCGAGACACGCGCCCUCGCGACCACCCUGGGCCACUGCAAGGUGGAUGAGGAGCUGGUGAUCGACAUCCUGGAAAAACUGAGUCCCUCUGUCCUGGAGAGCUUCAUCCACUUGACCAAUGCUGAGCAGGCCACGCUGCUGCAGCUGCCACCGGCUGUGGACCUGCAGUGGCUGAGCGAGGGCACAGGCGUGCCCGAGUGCAGCAUGCUCGACACGCGCAGCGCCUCGCACGUUUGGCUCUUCGCUCAGGCGCGCAACCCCUGGCUGCUGGCGCUUGCCUCCCUCCUCGGGCACGAGCAAUUCCAGCGGAGCUGCCCGCUGGCGCAGGCGUGGGCCUGGUCGUAUGGCAUGGUGCGCCUCACGGCGCUCACGCCCCUCGUCGACCCGGGGAACCCCGCGAACGCCAAGCGGAUCAGCGCCGUCCCGACCACUGACUCCCCCGUGGGGCUUUGGCGGAAUUACCUGGUCCUGUGCUGCAGCCUGAGUCCCGCGGGCGUCUCGGCCGGAGGCGGCCACCAGCUCCGCGGCAGCUCCCCCGAGACUCUGGCCUCCACUCCGGAGAGCUCCUACAGUUUUGACGGCAAGAGUGUGGGGGGCUCAUCCCCGGCUGCCCUCUUCCACUUGGUGGUGCCGCUCAUGCGCUGUGAGAGUCUGGAGCUCACAGAGUGCUUGGUGCUGGGUCUUGGGUGCACCAACUCGGGCGCCUUCCGUGAACUGAUGGAGGAGCUGAACCCGAUAAUAAAAGAGGUCCUGGAUAAGAAGCAAGAGAAUGUGCGUAAGAAAAAGAAACGAGACAUCCUGCGGGUGCAGCUGGUGCGAAUCUUUGAGCUUCUUGCCGACACUGGGGUUAUCAGCCACAGGGGUAGUGGUGGUCUCGAGGCAAGCACGCACACUCUGAGCAGCUCGCUGCUGGAGUACGUGGAUCAGACCCGGCAGCUACUGGAGGUGGAGAAUGACAAGGACUUGGAUUCCGUGCGCGACGCGAGGAUGCACUUCAGUGCACUCAUCGCCAACCUCAUCUCACACCUUCCAAUAUCGGAGCGACGCUUGCUGUUCCCCCAGCAGAGCUUACGGCACAGUUUAUUCCACCUUCUCAGCCAGUGGGCAGGCCCGUUCCGUCUCAUCUCCACGCAGCUCGAGUGGAGUACGGAGAGGAGUCAGCCCAUCACACGCCAGAAUUUCCUCGCUCUCAAGGCUAUGGCGGCCGUGCUGUGCUGCGGGCCCUUGCUGGAGAGCGUCGGUCUCCCCAUGGACGGGUACCUGCAGCGGUGGUUGGACAGCAUUCUGGGACACCCGGACCCGCAGGUGCACCAGCUGGGCUGCGAGAUGGUGGUGCUGCUGCUGGAGCUGAACCCCGAGCUGAGCUACCUGCUGCAGUGGGCCGUUGACCGCUGCUACACGGGCUCGCCGCUCGUGGCCGCUGGCUGUUUCACCGCCAUCGCGACCACCUUCACCAGCAGGGAUUGGCCAAUGGGCAUGAUCACUUUGCUCAACCUGAUCCUGUUUAAAGCGGCUGACCCAUCCCAGGAGAUCUACGAGAUGGCGCUGCAACUCAUGCAGGUGAUGGAGGAGAAAUUAUUUGGGUACACAGAGCGAGACGAGUCGGGAGACGUGGACGGCCUGCUGAGUUCGCCUAUGCCACUGCCUCCUCUCUACUCCCUCUCGGCGUACUCGCUCUCUGAAGAGCUCGCACGCCUCUACCCCGAGCUCACCCUGCCACUCUUCUCUGAGCUGAGCCGGCGAUUCCAAACCACGCAAACCCCAGGCCGCCAGGUGCUGCUCUCCUACCUUCAGCCGUGGCUCAGCAACAUUCAGCUGGUGGCGGGUGGCGCCGGCGGCGCCUGGGGUCUCCCAGGCGAUGCGGGGAGCGGCGGCAGUGGCGGUGGUGGCGGCACGCCGGAGCGGAGCGCCGUCGAAGGCGCCGGCUGGGACGAGGAGGAAGAUGCGGAGGCGAGGCGCGACUCCGGGCAGGGACGGCGCUGGCUCAAAGGCUCCGGCUGGGGAUCGCCGCUCGCCACCGCGCUGGUGCUCAACAACCUCCUGCACAUGACCGCUCAGUACGGGGAGGGCUCCCCGAGUGCAGAGCUGGAGAGUGUGUGGACGGCGCUGGCCGACAGCUGGCCCGGGAACCUGCGUGUCAUCCUGCAGUUCCUGAUCGCACUCUGCGGCGUGCGCAGUGAGCCUGACCUGCUGCCCUCUAUCAAGAAGGUGGUGAUCUUCAUCUGUCGGGAGAAGACGGUGGAGACCCUGGAAGAGCUGCUGCCCGAGCUGGAGCGCAUGGAGCCUGUCAACUCCAUCCUCAUCCGCACCAAGAACCCGCCGUUCUACAGGCUUCUCACGGGCCAGCGGACCUCCCCGUCAGCCUCUGGCACGAGCUCCAGCAGCCACACGCUCGCAGGGAGCGGAGGCGCUGCCGGGAUUGCGCAAGGGCCCGACAACAAGAUGGUCAACGGGGCGAGCUUUGAAGAGAGCCACCCUCACCAGGAGGUGAACUACGGCAUCAUGCGGCCGCACCCCCGGCUUGAGUCGCGCUACAGCAACGGCUCGGGCAGCUCCAGCGAGGACGACAAAACUGAGCCAGCAUACAUGAGCUGGAGGGUGCGGAUGGCGGAGGCAACACGCCCGGAACCCCUGCCCAUGCCUGCCUCCUUAGGCUACUGGGCUCGUCUUACAGAUCACUUGCCUGAGACCUUCAGCCAGGCCCCUCCCCUGCACAGGUGCAGCAUCGCGAUGAUCCUGCUGACGGGACUCGUAGUGGACCAUGGAGUGCAUUUGGAGUGGAGCAUUCAUUUACCGGUGCUCCUGCACGCCGUCUUCCUGGGUUUCGACCACCAGCACCCGCAGGUGCCCGAGCACAGCAAGCAGCUGCUACUGCACCUGCUGCUGGUGCAGGUGGGGGGGUUGGAUGUCCACCGCUCGGUGGCACGGGUCCUCCUCGCCAACCGAGACUUCAACCACAGCAAGAUCCUGGCCGUGCAGGCGUCGCCUGCCCAGCACAGCGCAUUCCUCGGAGCCAGCGAGCUGCGUCAGAUCUCGCAGAGCCCCUCCGCCACCGACUCGGGCCUGAGCCCCAGCUCGACGGGCUCCAGCCUGAGCCUGGGCAGCACGGGCGAGCAUGCGGCUGCUCACGCGCCCACGCUGCUCCACGCGGCGCUCACGGUGGCGCCGCCCGACGAGCGGGACGCCUCGUGUGACGUGGAGGAGAGGGCACGCGCCCUCGUCCAUUUCAUCAGCACCAGAAAGUAUGGGCCCCUGUGGAAUUACGAAGACAUCUCCACCAAGAAUCAAAACAUUCAGAGUGCAGAGCAGCUUAGCAAGUUCCUCUUGCAUGUUGUUUCAAUCUUCAAGGACAGCAGGCCAGGCUCCAACCUGGAGCAGCGACUCGGCGAGAUGGCGCUGCGCCUGGCGCUCGCGUGCCCGUCGCGCCACUACGCCGGGCGCUCCUUUCAGAUGCUGCGCGCCCUACGUCAGCCGCUGGGCAUGCACAGCCUCUCGCUGCUGCUGUCGCGCCUCGUCGAGAGGGUGGGCGACGCGGCGGAGGAGACUCAGGGAAAUGUCUUGGAGGUGCUUUUGACUCUCGAAACCGCCGUGGAUACAAUAGCGGAGUGCUCCAAACUUAACAACUUUCUCAUUGCAUUCUCUGGUUCCCUGGACCCGGCGCUCUCCACCAAGAUGGAACCGAGCCGCUGCAGCACGGGGCAGCUGCAUCUCAGCUCGAGCCCCAUCCGCACUGGUAGCCUGUCGAGCUGCCACAGCGCCAGCCCCAACAUCAUCAUCAGCAACAUCAUCAGCGGCAUGGGCAGGCGCAAGCGCAGCAACUCGGCCUCGCAGAAGCACGCGCUGCUGGCGGAUGGGGGCUCCGAGUGGCGCAGCAUCACGCUGGACCGCCCGUACGAGCGCGUCCGUCGCAGCAGCCCCCUCGCCAAGGCCCGCAGCCUCACCUCGCUUGCCGAUGAUGGCGGAGGGGCGGCGGGGGGCGUGGCGGGGUCGGGAGCGGGAUCGGGGAUAGGCACGCCGCCAUCAGACCCCUUGGCUCUGCUCACGGUCAUGUUCUGGGGGGCAAGUGCCCUGCUCGAGUCGGACUACGAGAGCGAGUAUCUCAUGGGACUCCGCCUUCUCGAAAGGCUGCUGGGCCACGCGCUACCUCUGGAUGAUGGAGCCAGUAGCAAGGUGUGGGAGCGCCUGGAGAAGGCCCUGGCCCAGCUGCGGUGGGCCGGAUUCCCAGGCCUGCAGCUGUUGCUGCUCAAGGGGCUGACGUCCCAGGCCACUGUGGAGCUCACGACGCGCCUGCUCAGCCGCCUCACUCCCGUCUCCCGUGUCGCCGUUAUCGACGCCUCCCAGGCAACAGGUUUCCCACUUAACGUCCUGUGCCUCCUGCCACAUCUGGUGCUGCACUUUGACAACCCCACACCGUUCUGCAAAGAGUGCGCUGACAAAAUAGCGAAGGUGUGCCUGGAAGAGAAGACCACGAAACUGCCCAACCUAGCCCACGUGAUGUCAAUGUACAGCAACCGCACGUACACGCGCGACUGCACGGUGUGGAUCAGUGUGGUGUGCUGCUACAUCCACGACACCUAUGGCGACUACACACUCAACCUCGUGGGCUACUUGGCAGAGCUGCUGGAAAAGGGUCUGGCCAGCAUGCAGCGCUCCAUCCUGCUCACAAUGCACAGCCUCCUCAGCCAAGUGGAGCUCACUGCCGCUCCCCUCAAGCACUUCAACCUUGAAGUCAUGAAGGUCGUCAGCAAGUAUGUCCAGAGCCCACACUGGAAAGAGGCACUCAAUAUCCUAAAGCUUGUGGUUGGCCGAUCAGCCAGCCUUGGUGCCUCCAGCUCUGUUGCGGGAAAUGCCUACAAGGGUCUGCCUGGAAAAACCCUGGAGUUCCAGUUUGACAUCACAGAGAUCCCGAUAGUUGGGAAGCGGCGGGACGAUCGGUUGGGUCGACUGGGGCCGGACGGGCUCCUGCGUGGCAUGGCGGUCAGCCGCAGCGUCUCCUCCGCCUCGUCCGGAUCGGGAGCCGGAUCCGGAACUGGGACCGGGACGUUGCUCCACGUCGGUUGGAAGAGACCCCAUCUGUCGCAGCGGAGGGUACGAGAGCGACUGGUGAACGUACUGUCCCUUUGCGGUGAAAAGGUUGGCCUGACGAAGAACCCAUCUGUGAUCUUCUCGUCCGACGGGGAGCUCGAGCUGCUGGAGCAGCAGGGGGGGCUGGGCGGCAGCUGCGAGGAGGCCGGCAGCCAGGACAUCGAGUCGACGGAAGACACGACCAGCGAGCAGCAGUUUGGCGUCUUCAAGGACUUUGACUUCUUGGACGUGGAGCUCGAGGACGUGGAGGGCGAGAGCGUUGACAACUUCAACUGGGGCGUGCGGCGGCGCUCGCUCGACAGCAUCGGCAAGGACGGGCCGCCCGCUGCCCAGGAGUCCAACUUCGCGGGCUCCACGCCCAGCCUGCACCGCCUCAACCCCGACGACACAGACGAGUCGAGCGAGGAGGAUCAGCUGACCGUCAGCCAGAUCCUCACCCAGUCGCAGUUGGCGCAUGACUUGCCCGGAGAGGACGUCUUUUAUACUCAGCAAACAGAUGCACAGAGCAGCGAUCUUGUGGCUAGCCUGCUUGGGCAUGAGGCGGCCUGCGACGACGCCUGCGAUAGUGCCCAGCGGGAGGAGCAAGCCGUGGACAGCGAGGAGUCCCUCACCGCCCAGCCCACCGUCUUCUUCCUGUGCGACGGCCAUCCCGCUGACGACAUUACCGACAACCUCCUCGCCUCCCCCCACUCCGACGACGGCCGCGAUGACGACGAUGAAAGCCAGUCGGUGCAGUGGAAUGAGCCCGAGCCAGCCUCACCGCCGCCACCUGCUCCGUUCUUCUCGGCGAUCCUUGCCGCGUUUUGCCCGGCGCCGUGCGACGACGCCGAGGGGACGUGGCGCCGCCACCUGGCCCAGCUCAUGGCCGACGCUGAUGGCUCCUGCGCCGUCUACACCUUCCUCGUCUUCUCGGCCCUCUUCCAGAGCAUUCAGAGCAAGUUUUGCCUGCUGACCAACGACGUGGCCGGUUACCUGGGUGAGGGGCUGAAUGGGAUCGGCUCAAAGUUCACGAGUUCCCUGGAAGUUCUGCUCUCCUGUGCGGAGUGCCCCACGGUGUUUGUCGACGCCGAGACGCUGGUGUCCUGUAAUCUGCUGGAGAAGCUGAAGUUCAGUGUUCUUGAGCUGCAGGAACACCUCGACACAUACAACAACCGGCGGGACACCACCAAGCAGUGGCUGGAAGAGUGUCGGAGAACAUUCCCUUCAGAGGAGGCCAUGCACCCAGAGAUGUUGAUGCAGCACCAAAGGAGCUCCCUGGAUGAAAAGCAAAUGGAAACACUAGCACGUCUCGAGCUCUCUCGCCGCCUCUACAAGCUGCACUUCCAGCUGCUGCUGCUCUUCCAGGCUUACUGCAAGCUCAUCAGCCAAGUGGAAGCCGUGCGGUCGUUACCCUCGCUGCUCGACAUGUCCGAGGAGAUGGAGAGGCUGAGGGUGGGCUUGCGGGCGGCCUCCGUGAGCCAAACAGGAGAGGCAGAUGGGGAGAGCCGAGCGGAGAGCGGAGACCAGGGGGCCGAGGCUCCACAGCAGCCGGAGGGGUCCUGCAGCUGCCCCGAGGCGGCCAUCCAGUGCCUGAUCGAGUGCCUAAAAAACUGGGAACUUAAAAGGUCCCUGGUCCUCACUCAGUCCUUCAGGUCUACGUGGCCCGAUGACAUAUUCGGCCGCUCGGAGGAUGACAUGGUGCGGACGCUGCUCAACAUCUACUUCCGGCACCAGACGCUUGGCCAGACGGGGGCGCUCGCCGUGGUGGGCUCCAACCACGACCUCACGAUGGCGUGCACCAAGCUCACCGCCAUCAACCUGCAGCUGAGCCAGGCUCUCCAGCAAGCUCAGGCUCUUGGCUGUCUCAUCGGCCCCUCGGGAAACAAGCAGAUCCUGAGCACCAGCUUCUGAGAAUCUUCCGCUUCGGCCCGUGUGUUGCGGCGGGGAGUAACACGUUAGUUGUUUAACGUAAAUUCGUUACUCCCAAGGCGGGCAGCGAUGAUCCCAUGGCCAUUCUGAUCCCGUGGCUGGAUGCUCCCAGGGUUUGAGGUCCAGGCUGGAAGGCGACAUUGGGGGGCACCCUUAUUAAUUGGCAACAUAAAAUACAGGUUCGUUGGUGAGGUCAUCUUAUGUGUGAGGCCUGGGAUAAAUAGCCCCCCCCCCCCCCCCCCCACCUUCUGUUGCAGUCCUGAUCCAAUGCUCUUGCUCUCUUUUCAGUUUUUUUUAUUCAGCAUGUACGAGUUGCUUUCUUUUAUGAUUACUUUAAUUUUUGAGAAUUUUAAAAUGCCUAAACCUCCUAAAAAGGGGGAAAUUAUUUGUCGGCAGUUUGAGGAUAAUGUGGAGGACAGCAGAAGCCAAUUCAUGUGGGUUAUACCACAACGAGCUUACAUUUGCGGUUUAGUGCCACACUUUCUGAGGUGAACGAAGUCUCUCUACGAGCAUUGGGCAAUGCUCAUCACUGUUGGAGACCUUCAGCCAUUGGUGGAAAUUACACAUUUCUAUGACGGGAGGCAGUCUUGAUAUAGGACAAACCACUGUUGACUUCCCAAUACUUGGUGGUCAGUAUUUAUCGACCCAGAGAGGUAUUGGGCUAACUCAACCCCUGACCGAGAUUUUAACUUCGCACCCUUCCAAUUGUGAGUCAAUCGUUUCAACCACAGAGCCCACCGAGAUUAACGUCUUCAGUGUCCGACGAACCUACUGUACGUUCAGCCACAGUAAUCGUGGAAGUAAUCGGCUUCUCAGAUUACAUUACAGAUAUACCGCAUGUUUGCAUUAAUAACAUUGCUCAAUUAGACACCGAUUUAUUUUCACAUGUAACCCACGUGUGUGGUAUGCACACCUGCACUUGUGUGUAUGUGCAUGAUUGCGUAAGCAGGUCUGCUCUUUUUUUUUUAUGGUGUAUAGGUUUUUUGGGGAGGGAGGUGCGUGAAGUUGGUACAUUUACAGGAAACCGCAUGCACGGCACGUUGCAGGAAAACCCUGCUGAAAUUGAAUAAUUAUGCUUUAAUCAUGGAAUAAGUAAACAGAUUUGCAUCGAAUCAUCGAAAUCUGUAUUUAGACUGCAGGAGGAAUCCGAUGAGCUAUGAAGCUCUUUUUCACAAAUGUCCAGUAUGGGUGGGUCAGCAAGUUAGAACUCUCUCAUUCAACCAAACAAAUUAGGUGUUUCCAGACACACAUUGACACUGGCACUCAGCAUAAGGACGUUCUGAAAGUUACGGUAAUACAGCUUAGAGGAGGGUUGCAAAUAGUUAACGACUCGUAUUAGUGGUGUUGUUAUAACUUGAGCAUCAUGUUGGCACAAGCAAGCACUUGAUGCGCAGUGGGAGAGCAUUAAAGGGAAAACUCCGUCUGUUUUAUUUUGAGUCCACAGCACCUCGUUCUCUGAUCACCACGCAUCGAUUCAUUCAAAUUUGUAUUUUUUUUACGAUUCAAUUGAAUUGUGAUAAUUUUAAAAUUACGUCUAAAUCUAAAAAAAAGGAGGGUUAGGGGUAAUGACGGUGGAAGUCAUCCUUCACCGAAAUUAAUAUUCUGCCGCAGAGUAAUGAUUGGUUCACGUUAUCGGAAAUGUUUAGUCAUUUGCAAAUGUACAAUGUUAAUAACAAGAUCCUCCACAGAGACCAGGGUCCUACUAAGGCUGACAACUGCGCACGGGCUGGUGCGACCGGCAACUGAUAUUUAGACACUGCGUUGAAGGCUACUUUUUAAGGCUUAGGCAACCUAGUAAACAUCCAUGAUCCACGCAAAUAACACUUGCGACCCUUAUACACGGCCGGGAAUCGGACAAAGGUCACCAGGAUCGUAGUGCAGUUAACCACCACACCACCACCACUUGUCACAUCUACACAUAUAUUCAUAGUAUGUGUGUGUAUAUAUAUGUGUAUGUAUGUAUACUUGUAUAUGUACACCCAAGUGUAGACUAUAUAUAUACCUAAAUGCACACGUGUGUUACAUUAUAUGCAUAUGUUGUGUUGUAGCUUUACACAAAAAAGAGCUCUAAUCAAAUACUGUACGAAUUUAAAGCGCAAUGUUUCCUCUUGGUCUUGCGAGUGAUGAUGUGGUUUUGUAAUCACUGAACUUAACCCUCUGUUAUACUCUUCCGUGCAAAACUGCCCACGUGCCCAAGGCGUCAAUUACUCGCACAUCGUGCUCAUUGUGAAUGAUGCAUUGACGGAACCACCAGGAUGGCGAAAGCCGUGGUCGUGUAACCCUUGCAUGCAGUGCUUCAUUUAUGACUGUGGUGACCAGAUGCGUAAUGCUUUUCCAGGCCGUACUGCUGCAGCAUUUGUACCAAAAGUUCAGCGGCGAUGAUGCUUCAACUGAGACGAUACUAAAUGCGUGUAAAUAUAUACAUGUAUAUAUGUGCGUGUGUUUAUACGUGUAUCUGUGUUCAAGUAUGCACAGUAGAUUGUUUUAUAUAUAUACUUGCAUAUAACUAUUACUCGGGCCUAAUACAUUGCACAGAAUGCACCCCCUUUGCCCAGCAUCCCAAGAUACACCAAAGUGGAUACACUGUACUUUAAUUACCCCCCCAAAAAAUGAUAACACAUUUCCCACCAAUAUUCAGUUGUGCAGUCAAACAAAGAGCGUAAUUUCUGCGCAAGUCGUUUCGCUUCCUCUCGCCGUGUGUCGAUGUAACCACAUUUCACGCCGUCUCUCUCUCGCUGCUUUUAAACGAUUCAAAGCCACCUUCAUCACGGUCACGGAACUUUUAUUUUGUGACAUUUCAAUGUUUUUGCUCUCCUGCCCCAACUCCCCCACAAAAAAAAUGCCGAUUGGUGUCAAGAGAAGUCAACAUUUUACAACAAUCAUAACGCGAUGCACAAGUCACCAUGCAUAUUUAACUUUUUGGAAAAUCAAAAUAGAUUAUGAUUAAUACGCUUUUUGAUAUAAAAUAUCUUGGGGAGAGGGGGGGGGGAUAAGGGUUCUUUGUUGUAUGCCUCUUUUUUGUUGCACGAAUUUGUUUUGUUUUUGAGUCACAUCUCUUUAAGUGGCUCCCUGAUAGUUUUCUGGUUGCUUGCUUGUGAAAUCAAUGGUUUCGAAGGCUGAUGUGUUGUCGGUGAUGCCUACAGAACAAUUCCUUACAGCAUAGAAUAUUCAUGGUAAAGAGUGUGGUUAUGAUUGGAAUGUUUAGAUUUUUUGCAUGAUCUUCGAGACUACUCUAAAAAUCACGAGCUGCUUGUUAUCACACUGUAUUAUAUAAGGGCUAUAAAACAAUUACACUUAACUGAUGCUUAAGGUAUUUGAGGCAUUGUGGCGAUAAAUUCCUUGCGCACAAAAUUUGGUGCUUUAAAAACAUUUGGAAAACAACUCUGUAUUUAGUGCUUGCUGUCUUGAAAUAGUUUUAGGCCUAAAUGAGGUUGUGUAAGCAUACACAUGUGAGCUGCAUACGUGCCACAAAACAAUAGUGGAAGUACUAUCACGUCUUGAUGUAUUGUAUAUUUAGAAUGUCUUCAGGUUACAGGGUGCCCUAUACAUCUAAAAAAAACUGCUUAUCUUAUACGGAGCGUAGUGUUCGUAUACGCACGUGUACGCUUAUGUGUAUGCAUGUGUUUGUGCAUUUGCGUGCGUGCGUUAAUCCGUGCAUGUGCGUGUGGUUGUGGGCUAAAGGUUGCCGCGACGUUAGGUUAAGGAGGCAGGCUAAGGAGGCCGAGUGCGUCCCCCCAAUUGAUGGUUUAAAUACUCCGUCGUUACAUGCCUCGCUCGAGUCAUCGUAGAGAUAAGCCAAUUAUUUUACUCUUUAAAAAGCCGGGUCGCACGGCCAGCACCACCAGAAUUGAGGCUGAGACAUUGUGUACUCUUUUCUCCAGCGCAAUUUGCCACUGAAUUAGUUGAAGCGCUGGCCCGCUUUUUCAUGUCCAUGCUCAGAAAACUCUUAAUUGAUGGAAUGUGGGGACACGAUGUUAUAAUUCAAAUUGAGUAAAUAAUGACAUUUAGCGAAGGCAUGCCUAGGAAAUCAUUUCUACUGCAAUUGCCAUUCUACACUGUUCACUUGUGAUAUGAUUCAUCAAUGCAAAAAGGGAUUAUUUAUGUUGAAGCUAGUAUAUAUAAAAUUGCUAUGAAUCGCUUUUAAGGCAGUGGUAGAUUUGGCAAAACAAGACUGCCCACAGAGGCUAUAUAUUUUUUGCAAUGUUUGUUUUUCAAGCAUGUGUUUUUUUAGUUGUAUUGUUUAGGUCGCCAGGCUACUAUGUUAUGCAGUGGUCUCUUGACUCCGCAAAUGCAUGUGGCCAACAUUUUUAAAGCAUUGCUGAAUGUACUAUUGGGACGCGAACUUUUUAUAGAUCUGGAUUCUCAUAGCUUGCCAUCGGUAUCUUGUGAUGAUCCAAUGUGUGUUUUUGCUGUUGCUUUUAAAUAACGAUAGCAAUUAUUUAAACAAUCAAGGCAAUUCAGAAUAUGUAUUUAUACUGGAGGAAUCCGGUGAGCCUAUAUGGCUCUUUUUCACAGUUGUCAAUUAGGGCCUCCGUGGUCCAAAUAACACUUGGUAGUGCUCGUAUCCAUUGGCGCCGGUGCUGCAAGUGGUGGAAUUUCCCCAUCGUGUUGGACACCGGUAUCUGAAUGAAACAAUCACUGUUGACUUCCAACAAAGUGGUACUUUAUAGUCCCCAGAUGGAUAAGUGGCUGAAUUUAUAUAGAAUCACGAUUUGAGCUUACAUCAUUGAGAAUCGUGUUCUCUAAUAAUAAACUACAAUUACUGCAUUAAUAUAUGUGUAUGUACCACUUAUGAGCAAUAUUGCAAGUAUUUGUUCACGCUGGUUUAGCUUAAAACUCAAGAGGGAGGCUGCAUGAGGGAGCAACUGGUGAUCCUUGUUUUUCAUAAUUUAAUACUUGCAGUCACUGUAAAAUGUGUGCUUUUAGAGAGGAUAAUGAUCUACGGGUUGAUAGAUGUCACAGGACAUAUAAUAUCCACUGAAAAGCACACUACACAUUGCUGUUGCCCAUGUUUCUGUAAAUAAAAAACGCAUCAGUUGUCCAUUUAAUUUAAAGCUCCACAUCGUUACAAUAGUACCGCCCAAUGACAAUUGAAUGUAAUAGUUACUAACAAAAUAUCGUGAACAAUCAAGUUUCAAAUAUUAAUUGAUACUAUCAUGCAAUCAGCUGAGAAUCCAGGUCUGUAUAAUUUUGUGUUCAUUGUGAAGGCACAACAAAGUUGCUCUGCACUGGAUAAAAACAUAUGCACAAUUUUGUUUUAAAUGUUUUGAAAGUAGUUCUUCUGGAUUUAAUGUUCUACAUCUAUAAUCAAAAGUGGAUUAUUUAACUUCACCAAUAACUCUGUAUGUAAUGAACCAGCGAACACCUUAACAGAUCCUAAGCAAAGUGCAGCAUCCAAUAGAACUAAAACUCUUAUUGAGUGCUAAUAUGUACAGAGAUAUAUUAUAACCUAGCCAGCUUCAUUCAGAUAUCUGUCAGUUUGUAGUUAUAUUUUCUCUCCCUUUUUAUUUAAAAACUAAUUAAUUUUAUCUUGUAGAUUCUCGCCGAGGGGUUUUUAAAUGCUGUUGUGUUCGAUAGGCUAGAUGAAGCAGACCUCAUUUGCACUACUGAAGGCCUUGGCAUGCGUUGUGUCCAAUUUAUAAGCGUGUUUGUGUCGUGAACUCAUGUCAGUGGAAUGCAGGUCUAUCAUAACGAAAACAUUUAAUUAAAAAAAUAAGCAAAUGUUCUGUAAGUAUACAAGAAUAUAUACCGCCUUACAAGUAUGAUUCCUUGCAUAAAAGGAGGAAACGCAACUGUAACUAAGUUAAAACACUGUACAUAUUUUGAAACGUGUAUAAACAAUAAGGGAGGAGCUGUCAUUGUUUUUUUUCUCUCUCUGUAAAAUCUGUAAUGUGAAAAUACAAAAGAAUAAAAACUUAUUUCAAUUCA
Lethenteron reissneri (Far Eastern brook lamprey) is the source of this 15326-nucleotide messenger RNA. Its product is annotated as protein furry homolog-like. Gene Ontology annotation, biological process: cell morphogenesis; neuron projection development. The record is from RefSeq and is a predicted model, not a curated record. Gene Ontology annotation, cellular component: site of polarized growth; cell cortex. Lineage: Eukaryota; Metazoa; Chordata; Hyperoartia; Petromyzontiformes; Petromyzontidae.